Xylona heveae TC161 is the source of this 1717-nucleotide messenger RNA. Its product is annotated as Adenylosuccinate synthetase. Gene Ontology annotation, biological process: 'de novo' AMP biosynthetic process; IMP metabolic process. The coding region runs from base 79 to 1380 and encodes 433 amino acids. The record is from RefSeq and is a predicted model, not a curated record. Gene Ontology annotation, molecular function: adenylosuccinate synthase activity; nucleotide binding. The transcript is spliced from 9 exons. Lineage: Eukaryota; Fungi; Ascomycota; Xylonomycetes; Xylonales; Xylonaceae. Gene Ontology annotation, cellular component: cytoplasm.
CCUUUUUGUGACUCGAUUUCUUUGAAUUCCUAAGAGAACCCCCUCUUCACUUCACAUAUCAACACAUAUUCCCCAAUAAUGGGUGCAACGGUGGUGCUAGGUGCCCAAUGGGGCGAUGAAGUCAAAGGAAAGCUUGUCGACGCCCUUCUCGCGCAGGACGCGUUUGACCUCGUCGCCCGGUGCGCCGGAGGUCACAAUGCGGGUCACACACUCGUCAUUAAUGGCGUCAAGUACCAUUUUCAUCUCCUUCCCAGUGGCUUGAUCAACAAGAAGGCCACCAACCUUGUCGGAAACGGAACCGUCGUCCACGUGCCCCAGUUCCUGAAGGAACUCAAGGAGCUCAAGGAGAAGGGUUGCGAUACCGACGGUCGCAUUUUCAUCAGUGAUCGUGCCCAUGUCCUCCUUACUCUUCAUAAGCGCCUUGAUGGUCUUGAAGAGGCCGAACUUGGCAGCGCCAAGGUCGGCACCACGGGCAACGGCAUUGGUCCCGCUUAUUCGAGCAAGGCCGCCCGCAAUGGUAUCCGCGUCAACAAGAUCUUUGACAAGCCCGGUUUCGACGACCUCCUCCGCCGCAUGGCAGCCGGUCAAAAGAAGCGAUGGGGCGACUUGCUUGACUACGAUGUAGAGCAGGAGAUCCGCGACUUUGACGAGUACCGCAAGAUCCUGAAACCUUUUGUCGUCGACUCCGUUGCUUUGGUCUCGCAGGCCCAGCGCAAGGGCAGCGAGAUCUUGAUUGAGGGUGCCAACGCCAUGCUCUUGGACAUUGACUUUGGCACAUUCCCUUAUGUCACUUCAUCAUCGACCGGAAUGGGAGGUGUCUUCACUGGUCUCGGUGGCAUCAAGCGCAGCAACAUCAAGGAAGUCAUUGGUGUUGUCAAGGCCUACACCACGCGUGUCGGUAGCGGUCCCUUCCCCACCGAGCAGCUCAACGCCGUUGGCGAGAGACUACAAGAACAGGGCGCCGAGUUCGGUACCACCACUGGUCGCCGACGACGUUGCGGCUGGUUGGAUCUUUGCAUCAUGCGCUACUCGCAUGUCAUCAACGAGUACACCGCUCUCAACCUGACCAAGCUCGACGUCCUCGACACUUUUGACGAGCUCAAGGUCGCCGUCAAGUACCGGGUCAAGCGCCCAGACGGCACCGUCGACGAGUACAAUGGCGAGAGCUUCCCUGCUGACCUGGCCCAGGCCGAGCACGACGGUCUCGAGAUUGACUACGUCACCCUGCCCGGCUGGAAGACCGACAUCACCAAGUGCACUACCUGGGACGAGCUGCCCCGCCAGGCCAAGACAUACGUCGAGUUUAUCGAAAAGGAGCUCAACGUGCCCGUCAAGUGGGUCGGUGUUGGCCCUGGCCGGGAUGCUCUCAUCGAGCAUUAAGAGCCUGACUUAGAGCUGCCGUCCCAAAUUCUUUUUUUGUUUUCUUUUUCUUUUUUUAGAAAUGAUAUGGCCUAUAACUGGCCCCUCCCUCCCCCCACGGCCCUCGUUUGGGUCCCCGAAAAUCCCCGAAAGGAAAAAAGUGAAAGCGCUUAUGAAUAUCACGAGUAGAAUUGUUCUUUUUUCUUUUUUUUGUGGUGGGCAGGCAGGCAGGCAGGCAGGCAGGCCUGAAUGUAAGUAGAAUGGCACGUGUAGGUGUAGGUAUUAGAAGAAGUAUGCGCAAAUAGUACCUACCUUAUAUAUCCCCAAGUUAUAAAUAGAUAUACCAUUUGAAUAGCGA